Molecule: messenger RNA, 1446 nt
Organism: Uranotaenia lowii
Lineage: Eukaryota; Metazoa; Arthropoda; Insecta; Diptera; Culicidae
Exons: 1
Coding region: 1-1446 (481 amino acids)
Source: RefSeq, a predicted model, not a curated record
AUGAUAGGCGAGUCUUACUCCAAUGCCAAGGCCCGUCUCAUCAGCUUGGAAAGAAAAUUGGACAAAAAUCCCAUCCUUAAAGAAAGGUAUCAUACCUUUAUGGCCGAAUUCAUCCAACUGGGACACAUGCGAGAGGUACCUGUAGACGACCCAGAACCCACUGUCGUAUGCUAUCUUCCUCACCAUGCCGUGUUGAAAGAAUCCAGCACCACUACGAAGGUACGCAGUGUUUACAACGCUUCGGCAAAAACAAGCACUGGAUUCUCUCUCAACGAUUCGCUCCGAGUAGGCCCUGUCAUCCAAGAUGAGCUAUUUGACAUCUUACUCCGCUUUCGCAAAAAUUUGGUGGUAUUGUUGGCUGACAUAGAGAAGAUGUAUAGGCAAAUCGUUCUUCACCCCGAUGACCGACCCCUUCUGCGUUUGUUGUGGAGGUUCAACCCGAACGACCCGAUUACGAAAUAUGAGAUGACAACAGUAACAUACGGUUUGGGCCCAUCCUCGUUCUUGGCUACCCGCACACUUCAUCAACUUGCGGAUGAUGAAGGUGCUUCUUUUCCUCUUGCCGCAGCCUCUGUGAAGCAAGAUUUUUACAUGGAUGAUUUUGUACGGAGUGAAGAAACCAUAUCUACAGCAAUCCAACUGCGUAAGGAGAUGGACGAACUGAUGAGCCGUGGAGGAUUUUCCUUGAGGAAAUGGUGCUCUAAUUUUCCUGAAGUUUUGGAAGGAGUGCCACCAGAAAACCUAGCCCAUCCUAGCACUGAAAACCCCGAACCUGGAGAGGUGGUAAAAGUCUUGGGAAUUCCCUGGGAGCCCGAGCAUGGUUUAUUUUGUUUCAAAUUUGCCCCAUUUUCAACCGACGGAAAGAUUACCAAGAAUCGAAUUCUUUCCGUUAUUGCCCAACUUUAUGACCCCUUGGGAUUAAUUGCUCCCGUCGUUGUACGUGCGAAAAUAUUUAUCCAACAACUUUGGUUGAUGUCCAUCGAAUGGAAUGAGGAAGUCCCAAAUCAAAUCCGAACUAAGUGGGAAGAUUUUGUAAAGGACUUGUCAUCACUAGCUGAGUUUCGGAUCUCACGGUUUGCCUUUGACAGAGGGGAGGUGCAGCUACAUUGUUUCACGGACGCCUCCGAAUCAGCCUAUGGAGCCUGCAUCUACGCUCGGACGGAGAAGGCCAACGGGGAGGUGAAGGUGGUACUACUAGCGGCGAAAUCCCGAGUAGCACCGCUUCAGAGACGCAGCAUCCCGAGACUAGAAUUAUGCGCUGCUCAGCUAGGCGCUCGCUUAGCGACGAGAGUUGUUGACACACUGGACCUGAAAUCUACACCCAUCUACUACUGGACCGAUUCGAUGGUGGUUAUUUAUUGGCUACGAGCACCAUCACAAACCUGGAAAACCUUUGUGGCUAACCGAGUGGCAGACAUUCACAUCCUAACGAAGAACGCAUCAUAG